ACAACGACGAUACUUUAUGUUUGCUUCUUCCCCAUGGGGUCAUCGACGGUUUGGUUUGGUUUUGCAGUCACGCAGUGCAGUUUAAAUUCCCAUCGUUUGCCCCCGUGCCGCAAACCGGGGAACGUUUAAAUCGCAUAAAAAAUCCAGAAAGAAAAGCUGUAACUUUAUCGCAUUGAUAUCUCUUUAUUGCCGACUGCCGCUGCUAAAUUGUCUUCGAUCAAAAGAUUUGCAUCACGGGAUGUUGAGAAGCGCGCAAACGCGAUCUUUGCCUUCUAUUAUUCAUCCAUGGGGUAAGAUCGUUCACUCACUUCCGCCUGGGACACCUCAACCGAUCGGUAGGUCAGUGUGAGACACCUAGGAAGGUAUGGAAGCGGGGGAUACCAGCUCAGCUAAUUGAAUGUAGUAGGGUCAGGUCAGUUGAGUUUACCCUGUGCGCCCUCGGAUUCCCUUCGUUUCCAAGUGACCCUUUCAAUCCGUUUGUGAUCCGCGAUCGACAACGAAUAGAACCGCGACGUUAUGUGUGUUUAGCUACUGUGUUUCGCCUCUCUACCAUCAUCCCCACUCGCACCAAUUAUUUCCCUGAGAACUUGAUGUGCGCGAAUCUAGACGGGCGAAAUUGCGCCACUAGCAUCUAACGCUUUCACUUGCACUUAGAACUUCAACGAGUGUGGAUCUUUAUCGUCGUUCACUCGGUCAUACUAGGCUAGAAGCAUCAUCAUCAUCGCGGUUUAGUCAUUCAACCAUCAAGGUGUAUAAAUAUUUCGAUCGGAAUAGUUCAUUUUAGUAUCGUCGGUGUGAUCUGGCAUCGAUGCAAUAGAAGUAACGCCACACAAACACAGACAGCAAAAACCCGUGCCGGAAAAAGAAGAAAGCGUACAUUUAUUUGUCUGUGUGAUCCAACGGAACGACGGCCGUCACUGUACAGCUUCAAAUCAUCCCAUCGAGUCGGAGCAGUAAGCACCACAGCCAACCAGCACCAUGGGUACCUUGCCGCAGCUGGCCGUAGUCAAGGGAAAACUGUGUCCCCUGCAGCCGACCUUACUGCAUCGCACCUUUGAAUCGAACGUUGACAAAUUCUGUGGCACCGAUACGGCACUCAUCUACAACGACGAUGUACGUGGCGAAGUGCAGAUCAACUAUAACGUGCUCAACUCGACGUCGAACCGUUUGGCCUCGGCCAUGCUGAACCGCAUCAAGGAUCACUUCCGUUCGCCGCCCAACACCGACGGUGACUACAUCGUGGCCGUGUGCAUGCAUCCGACCGACCGUCUGGUAAUGACACUGCUUGCGAUUUGGAAGGCGGGUGCCGCCUAUCUACCGAUCGAUCCAACCUUUCCGCCGAACCGCAUUCAGCACAUUUUGGGUGAAGCGAAACCGGCCCUCGUUGUGUACGACGAUGACUACGAUAAUGCGGCCAUCUUUGGCAAGACACCCGCCAUCAGCUAUGCCGAGCUGCGCAAACGGGCGAGCGAUCUGAGCAACGCCAACAUACGACCGGAAGCGAUGCUCGGAAAGGGUGACUCACAGCUGGCCCUGGUACUGUACACCUCGGGCAGUACCGGAGUGCCGAAAGGUGUUCGCCUUAACCAUGAAACCAUCCUGAACCGGCUCGAAUGGCAGUGGAGUCGCUUCCCUUACUCUGCGACGGAGCGCAUCGGCGUGUUCAAGACGGCCCUUACCUUCGUCGAUUCGGUCACCGAGAUAUGGGGCCCAUUGCUAAACGGAAUGGCCAUUGUGGUAGUGCCGAAGAAGAUUACCAACAAUCCGGAAAAGCUCGUUGAAGUGUUGGAGCGUUAUCGUAUCGAACGGUUGGUUCUGGUGCCGACGCUGCUCCGUUCGCUGCUGCUCUAUUUGCCACUGCAACAGAAACAGCCACUGUCCGGUUCAAAACUGCUCUACUGCCUGCGCAUCUGGGUGUGUUCCGGUGAACCGUUGCAGAUUUCGUUGGCUCGUGAAUUCUUCGAUUACUUUCAGGAAGGUAUGCACCAACUGUGCAACUUCUACGGCUCCACUGAAGUGAUGGGUGACGUCACGUACUUCGUGUGCGAGUCAAAGAAGCAGCUGGAAGCGUACGAGAAAGUCCCAAUCGGGUAUCCGCUCGAUAACACCACCAUUUACAUUAUGAGCCCGGAUCUUCGCCCGGUACGAACUGAGGAAAUUGGUGAAUUGUACGUAGCCGGAUUGAAUCUGGCUGAAGGGUAUGUUAAUGGGCGCGAUCCGGAUCGAUUCAUCGACAAUCCGUUGGCGAUCGAUCCUUCAUUCGGGAGGCUGUACAAAACCGGUGAUUAUGCCUCGGUCAGCAAAGGAUGCGUAUAUUACCAGGGACGUAUGGAUUCGCAGAUCAAGAUCCGUGGCCACCGGGUGGACCUGUCGGAAGUGGAAGCGAAUCUGCUUGGAUUGACCGGUGUUGAUAAGGGUAUCGUGCUUUGCUAUCAUGCCGGCGAAAUUGAUCAGGCACUGCUUGGGUUCGUAACGUUGGAAAAGGACAGCCAUUUCCAGACGGGACUGCAAGUGGAGGCAGCUCUUGGUGACAAGCUUGCGCACUAUAUGAUGCCGCAGGUAAUUCUGCUCGAUAGCAUUCCCUUGCUCGUAAACGGAAAAAUCGAUCGCCAAACGUUGCUGAAGAUGUAUGAAAAUACCAACAAUAAUGAUGAUACUCAGAUUGAGAUCGAGUAUGACUAUACGAAUGUUCCAGCCAGUCGAUUAACCGUGGCAAAGGAUCUCUUCGAAACGGUCGGUCAAGUGAUCGGUCGUUCGACACGGGCUAAAAUUUGCUUAACUAGCAACUUCUACGAACUUGGUGGCAACUCGCUCAACUCGAUCAUCACCGUGACACAGCUAUGUGGUAAAGGGUACCCAGUUAGUAUUACCACAUUCAUCGGAGCAAAGAACUUGGGAGAAAUUUUGGACAAAAUUUGUGCCGACGAACGGGAACUGCAAAACCAUCAGCUCGAAUCCAAUGGAAAUGGAACUGUGGAAGGCGCGUUUGACUACCGUAUGCAACUGACGGCAUUCCCAUUGGCACUCGAACACAAACAUGACACCAUAAACAUCAUUACUUCAAGCUUCUUCGAGAAGGCAGACCUGGAACAGUGGCUUAAACCGCAGAUCUACGAAACAGACUACCGGGACAUCCUGGAAGACAUCUGGACGGUUCUCAUCGAGAAGGGGCUGAGCUUUAUCGUGAAGGAUGAAACUGGUCGCUCGGUAGGUGUUUCCCUGAACUUUGAUGCGCACGACGAACCGGAAGUGACCGUUACCAGCAAACUGAUCAUUGUGUUUGAAUUCUUGGAAUCCGUCGAAGGACCUAUCCGAGAUAGUCAACUACCCACUGGCAAAAACCAGAUUCUACACUCCUUCAUGAUGGGUACGUGUGCGGAGCUGUCCGCUCAGGAAAACAUUGAGGCUAUGCACUUUAUGGAAAGUGAAGUGCUGAAGUUGGCUAAGCGUCGGAACUUUGCAGGAAUUUUCACCACCAACACAAACCCGCUAACGCAGCAGCUCGGUUCGAACGUGUACAAUUACAAAACGAUGCUAGACUAUCAGGUCAAUCAGUUCGUCUACAGCGCGGACGGUUCGAGACCGUUCGCCGCUGCUCCAGACAGUCAACGCGCCGUAGUACACUGGAAGGACAUUCGGUGUUAAUAUGCGGGAUCCGUUUGUUUACGCUGCAAGUAAAGCAAGAACAAACAAUUAAGUCUUUAAUUAAGUUAUUUAAUUUAUGAAACACGAAACGUAUUAUCGUACCCACGAGCGCACCAAUACACACACGACACAAGAUCCGGAUUGCAAGUGACGGCCACCGGCGGGAGUUCAACAGCUUUCGUUGUCUAGGAUCCUCACAGAUACGCUAACAGCACAUGUCCUAGUUUUAUGCAUUCGGUACGGGGCUUCCAUUUCCAAAUGGGACGGUUUAAUACAAUUCAGUGAUCAGUUAACUUUAAGUGAACAGUAUUUAAUUUGUGGUAUAGAAACAACGGAAAUGAUCGAUUCCAUGGAUUGGAUCGGUCGAACAUUGUUUAAUAUACGAACAAGUGGCACAAAACAGGGUAUCGAAGGUAUUAUAAACAAAUGUGAUUUAAAAACAUUGCUUUGCGAUGAGGAAAUAAUGCCCCACUGCAUGUUUAGGGACAGGUUUCAACAAAACAUACGAAAACAGCAACAAAUUAUAAAAGACACUUUACACCGCUGUACAAUGAAUCUAUCUAGAUUUUAAUGAAAAGUUAAUAAAAACAAACAAAAAUGUGGUGCUAUAAAA
Messenger RNA from Anopheles funestus (African malaria mosquito), 4258 nucleotides. RefSeq names its product mycosubtilin synthase subunit C (gene e). The transcript has 7 exons. Lineage: Eukaryota; Metazoa; Arthropoda; Insecta; Diptera; Culicidae. The record is from RefSeq and is a predicted model, not a curated record. The coding region runs from base 979 to 3645 and encodes 888 amino acids.